AUGGUGGGAGAAUUGGUGGUCAACGAUGGAAUAAUGGCAGAUACCUGCUUAUCCAAUCACCAUCUUUCCACAGCAGAUAACUCCUUCGGUCCUUUGGUGAAGUGGUGGCUUAUCAAUGAGUAUAGCAUUCACUGCCAAGAUCACAUUUCCAAAUGGGAGGAACGUAUAUGCUUAAAAAGUGGAAGAAAGUUUUUCAAACCUAAAGUCAAUGGAUCCAUUAGACCUUCUGUUGGAUUGUUUUCUAAAUCAUUUGAUGAGGCGUUUGCGUUUUAUCAGAGAUAUGCACUUGCUGCAGGUUUUUCAUCAAGAAAAAAUACCUCUUGGAAAAAUGGUGGUGGUUUAAUGAAAAUAAGAUAUAUUGUCUACUCAAAAGAAGGAUUUCAUGUUAGCAAAGAAAUAGAUUCCGGUUUAGUUGAUGAGAAUAGAAAAAAGAUUGUUAGACGUAAUAGAGGUUCAAAAAGAGUUGGAUGCAAUGCUCAUGUGAAAUUAAUAUUAGAGAACAAUAAUAUGUAUAAAAUCUACUACUUUGAAGAAGAACAUAAUCAUAUCUUUGUUAAAGAUGAAGAUAUUCAUUUCUUGCCUGCUGCCAGAAGUAUUGAUUAUGUUAAAGAAAGUUUUAUAUCUGGAUUGUAUGCAAUCAAUAUUGGACCUGUUAAAGCAUUCAAUGUUAUGAAAACAAUGUAUGGUGGUUUUGGUGAAGUUGGUGCUAGUAAAAAUGAUUGUAAGAACUAUAGAAAGGAUUUGAAUCUUUACAUAGGAGAGUAUGAUGCAGAAAUGGUAGUUAGGCGUCUUAUUAGGAAGAAAGAAUGUUCUCCUGGUUUCACAUGUGAUUAUGUUAUUGGUGAUGAUAGAAGAUUGAAAGGACUUUUCGGGGCUGAUGAGCAAUCAAAAACAAAUUAUACAGUAUUUGGAGACAUAGUAGGUUUUGAUGCUACUUAUAAAUCAAACAAGAAUGUCACAUUUGGUGGUGCAUUACUUUGUUCUGAGACUGCAGGUUCUUAUCAAUGGCUUUUAAGGUGCUUUGUUAAUGCUUUUGGAAAUGAGCCUAAAGUUGUUGUUACUGAUCAAGAUGUUGCAAUGAAGAGAGCUAUUAAUGAUGUUCUUUCAAGAAGUAGAAAUAGGUUAUGUAUGUGGCAUAUAUGGGAAAAAUUGAAGACAAGGGUUGGUCAUGUUUUGUCAUCCAACAUUGAGUUUAAUACAAGAAUCACUCAUGUUGCUUGGAAUGAUACUAUUAUUCCAGAAGAUUUUGAAACUGAGUGGCAUUCAAUAAUGUCAACUUUUGGAUUGGAAAAUCAUGAAUGGUUAAAAGAUAUGUACGAUCUUCGAUUUGAUUGGAUACCCUCUUAUUACCAUGGAGAGAAUUUGGCUGGUCUUAUGCGUACUACAUCUAGAUGUGAAAGCGAGAAUUACUUCUUUGGUCAGUUUUGUAAUCCAAGAUGUACACUUGUUGAAUUUUUCACUCAUUUUGAGACUGCAAUGGAUUUUCAAAGGCAUGAACAUAGGAGGAAUGAUCAUGAUACAAGGUUCAAUACAGUAAACAAGAAGAUGGUUUAA
Messenger RNA from Helianthus annuus (common sunflower), 1554 nucleotides. Its product is annotated as protein FAR1-RELATED SEQUENCE 5-like. Gene Ontology annotation, biological process: regulation of DNA-templated transcription. The record is from RefSeq and is a predicted model, not a curated record. Lineage: Eukaryota; Viridiplantae; Streptophyta; Magnoliopsida; Asterales; Asteraceae. The transcript has 5 exons. The coding region runs from base 1 to 1554 and encodes 517 amino acids.